GAAAAAAUAAUGGCAAUGUUAACAUUUAAAGCACAUUUUGAGAAAGUAAUGAUGAAGCUAGUAAACCUCAAAUUACAUCCUGCUUUUGAUUGGACAUUCCCAUGGCUUCCAUAUCUGGUUGCCCCUAGUUACCGGUGAAUCAAGCACCAAGGAAACAAGCGACGGUUGAGACGUUUGUGGAGGAGAUGCAAUUGCCUGUGAUGUUUUUUGAAAUUCAUUGGUGAAAUUGAGUGGACAUAAUUCCUCGUUUUCAUCAAAAGAUCCUGCAGUCAGUGUGCAGCCAUGGAGCCUGCUACGGCCCGGCAACGGGACCAUCUCAGCAAUGUAAUCGCCCAGUGGAAUGCCAACCGGCUGGACCUGUUUGAACUGUCUGAGCCCAAUGAUCAGCUGGAGUUCCAUGGUGUCAUGAGGUUUUACUACCAGGACUCGGGUCAGAAGGUGUGCACCAAAUGUAUACGGGUGUCCUCCACGGCCACCGCCAGAGACGUGAUCGCGGCGCUGGCCGAAAAGUUCCGGCCCGACAUGAGAAUGCUCUCCACUCCCCGCUUCGCCGUCUACGAGAUCCACGAGAGCGGAGAAGAGCGUCAGCUGGACAUGGAUGAGCGACCGCUGCACGUGCAGCUCAACUGGAACCAGGACGACCGCGAGGGCCGCUUCCUUCUCAGAAACCUCGACGAAAAACCCUGGUCCCUGAAUCCGACCAGAGAGCCGACCGGCGGCGGCGGCGACAGCAACUUCAAGCGGAAGCUGAGCCGGAGGGAAAAGAAGCAGAUGAAGAAACAGGACAAGCUGCGACGCAUGCAGAGCAGCAACGAAAACGACCCGGGCGUCGCCGAGAAACUCUAUACCGAGCUGCCGGAGACGAGUUUCACUCGCUCCAUCAGUAACCCGGAGGCAGUAAUGCGGCGCCGGCGGCAGCAGAAGCUGGAGAAGAAGCUGCAGCAGUUCCGCAGCCGGGACGGAGGACCCGACACCGGCGGCACGCUCAAGAUCUACGGCGAGAGUUUGUGCAGCGAGGUUCCGUACAAGACGCUGCUGCUGUCUGUGACGGACACCGCCGCUGUCGUGGUGGCUGAGAUGCUCCAAAAAUACGGACGACACUCGGAGGAUCCCAACAACUACGCUCUGGUUCAGGUGGUGACCCAGGACCCUCAGCCCGAGUCGGCCGAGUACCGCCAGCCGACCGGGCCGUUCAACGAGUUUGUACUGGACGACGACGACUGCCCGCUGGCCAUCCUCAUGAACCAGCCGCCAAUGAGAGGUUCUAUAAUGUUCCACGUGCGCCGGCGCUCGGCCGACUACCAGCCGCGCAAGAGAAAGAAGAAACCGUCGACGCCAGCUAGUCUGUCAGAGGUGGACCACAGCUACCGCGGCCACGACGAGGCCAGCCUGCCGUUCCUGGUGGAGCUGAACGCGGACGGAACAGACAUCCGGUACACGGCACCAAGGCGGUUCAGCCUCCACCUGAACGUCACAGAGGUCGGCUCGGAGCGCUCCAGCCAGGCCGGCGGCCAGUGCCUCCAGCUGGCGGGCCACAACGUGCACCCGCGCCACUGCGUCAUCGCCCACACGGAGGGUAUAGUGACGGUGACUCCGUGUGGACGGGAGGCCGAGACGUACGUCAACGGACAGCGGGUAUACGAGACUACCAUACUACAGCACGGCUCCGUGGUCCAGUUCGGUCGCGUGUACAAGUUCCGCUUCCUCGACCCCAACCAAGAGGAGCGACUUCGCGGAGGUCGACGCGACAGUCUUCGCGGACACGAGUCCUACAUGGAGAGGUCGACCACAUACGCCAGUUACGGACGGGGCAGCGACGCCAUUCUACCGGCCGUGCUCGAGUUUAGGGAAGAGACGGAGGACGCGUUCCUGCGAGCCGUCAUCUCCCAGCUGGACCCGAGCAGCCUGCAGUUCAAACUGGCGCCCACCUAUACGCUCUACAUGUCUGCGAGGUUCCGCGCCAGCACGCACUACCGGAGCGAGCUGACACCCGACGAGCGGGCCACCAAGCUGACCGAGGUGCUGGCCAAGGUGUCGGCCAUGGUGCAGGACGUCAUACAGACGCGGAGACACGACGCCAACUCGCUGGCGUUCUGGAUGGCGAACGCUUCCGAGUACCUGCACUUUUUGAAACAGGACCGGCACAUCAGUCCGUACAGCGUGCUGGCGCAGGAUAUCCUGGCGGAGAGUGUCCAGACCGCCUUCAGGUAUCUCGUGGAGUGUGUGCAGGGCGAGCUGGUCAACUCGAUCAGCCUGUUCCUCGAGGAUAGAGAUGAUGCCAAUGAAGAGGAAGGAACCACGGCAGAGAUACUCAGUAUCCUGGGUAACACGAUGGCACUGCUGCGGCGCUGUCGGGUGAACGCCGCGCUCACCAUCCAGCUGUUCUCACAGCUCUUCCACUACAUCAACAUGAGUGUGUUUAACCGGGUGGUGACGAACGGACCGGUCAACUACUGCAGCAGACUAUGGGGAGUGCGUUUGAAGCGUCGUCUGAGUCGGAUCGAGCUGUGGGCCGACCGGCAGGGUCUGGAGCUGGCCGCCGACUGCCAUCUGGGCCGGGUGGUGCAGGCCGCUCAUCUACUCACGGCGCCGAAGGCCACAGUGGACGAGCUGAGUGUAGUGAGCAGCUCGUGCUACCGACUCAACUCACUGCAGCUCAGGGCGAUACUGAGUCGCUAUCGCCCGGCCCGCGACGAGCCGGCCAUAUCGCCCGACCUCGUGGAGAAUAUCGUCCGGAUGGCCGAGGGCACCUCGGACGAGCUGGCUCGCCAGGACGGCCGGCAGGUGCGACUCGAGGAGGACAGGGACCUGCAGCUGCCGUUCCUGCUCCCCGAGGACGGAUACUCGUGUGAUAUCGUCCGAGGCAUUCCCAACGGUCUGGCCGAGUUUCUGGCGCCUCUGCAGCACGCCGGCCUGGCUCGGAUGAGCGAACAGCCCACCAGCUGGGGCUACUGGACCAUCUACAUGACAGACCAGGACCUUACCAAACUGCAGCAGCAGCAGCAGACCAGUCGCAGCCAGUCGUCUCUCUCCGUUCGCUCCCUGGCCAGCGUCCCUCCGUUUGGCAACGAACAGCCGGUCAUCCAACAGCUGCGACUGCACAAAACCAACACCGGCAUGGGACUCAGCAUUGUAGCGGCCAAGGGAGCGGGUAUGGACCGGCCUGGCAUCUACAUCAAAUCGGUGGUGCGAGGCGGCGCCGCGGACCUGGACGGGCGACUGUCGGCCGGCGACCAGCUGUGUGAGGUGGACGGACAUAGCCUGAUCGGCGUCUCACAGGAACAGGCCGCCGAGUACAUGACCCGCACCGGACCCGUGGUGAACCUGCUGGUGGCCAAACAGGCGGCCGCCUACCACGGUCUAACCACUCUGCUCUCGCAGCCAUCGCCCGUCAUGACCAGAGGCGGGCCUCGGGACAGCAGUAGGGACCCGGCGGCCAUCCACCAGGCCAGGAUACAGGCUUCCAAGUCGGUGCCUUCGCUCAACUCUGCGGCCGGUGGCGGCUCUGAGCUCUCCCCGGUACGGUCCGGCCCGGGCCCCGCGCGGCCGGCCGCCCCUGCCGGACUGUCAGCCGCCGGAGCAGCGCUCGUCACUCCGCCACGACCGAGCCGGGCGCGGUCGGAGCAGAACCUGCACCAGUACCGGUACCAGCCGGUCGGUACUGCGGCUGGUACCGCGGGAGGUACCGCGCCGUACCGCCACCCGCCCACCGAGACGCCGCCGGGACAGCAGUCGCUGCGCUACCCGCCCUCGCCGGCCAGACACCAACACCACGGCUCGCUCCAUCAGCUGCCGGAGACACCACCGCGGCACCAGCACCACGGCUCGCUGCACCAGCACCACGGCUCGCUGCACCAGCUGCCGGAGACGCCGCCCCGACACCAGCACCAGUCGUCGCUGCACCAGCCGGAGCCGGCGUCACCACUGGUGCACUACCAGUACCAGCCGCCCGGGGCGCCGCCACAGAUGGCGAUGGCUCGCUCAGUGUCUGAGCACGACCACCUGCGCUACCUGCCGAUGGACAACACGAGCUCCAACAACCUGCUGCUGCGCCACUCGACCGUCGGCGGGACUCCGGAGAGACACUGGCAGCCUCAGAUCUCCUCGCCGGGGCCCACACCGGCACCGGCCGACCGGGUCAACGGACGGCUGAACGGGCUGUCGUCCAGUGACGGCGGCAGCAGCACGGGCGGCGGCACCGGCUCCGGUCCCGGCUCCGGCUCCGCGCUCGACGCCCGCCAGCAGGAGAUCCGGCGCAUGCAGCAGGAGUUGGAGGAGGCGCAGGCGGCCGAGCGGCGCAUCCUGCAGGAGGCGCAGCGGCGCCAGGCGCAGGAGCAGGCCGGCCAGCGGCUGGACGCUGUGCUGGCCACGCCGCCGCCGCCGCCGCCGCCCGUCCGCUCUGUGUCGUAUUCUAUCAUGGCGGCGGCGGUGGGCGGCGGCAGUCCGGCGGGUCAGCAGAACGGUCAGCCGGCGGCGGCGCGCCGAGUGCAGUUUACAGAGCCGGAGUCGCCGCCGUCACCGCAGCCAGAGGAGGAGACAGAGACGGAGCAGCGGCCCGAACAGCCGCCCGUGACGCUGAACGUGGUGUCCACACCGGGGGUCAUCGGCGCCCAGGAGGUGUACAGGGACCCGCGCACUCGCCGUCUGGCCCAGCUGGAGAACAGCCACCAGCGGCCGGCCGGCAGUCCGCUCCCCGAGCGGCUCUCAUUCAAAGAGAAGAUGAAGAUGUUCGCUGUCGAGUCGGGCGAGCCGGGAACGCCCAAUCAACGCUCGACAAGCAGCAGCCGACAGCGAGAGAUUGAACUGAAGGCUGGCGGCCGGGCGGCGCCCUGAGUCGUCGCUGUAGAGUUUCAGAGAGUACAUGAGUGAGUGAGAGUGAGAGUGGAGUGAGCCUCGUCAACUGUCUAUGCAGGACGGAGACUGCGGGAUUAGUUCUUCUGUGGCUGACUUUUGGAGGUGUGAGUGAUGAGUUUUCCGGUCAUGAGAUGGUCCAACUGAGUGAUUUGUGGUUCUCUGCGACCUUGUAUGAACUGCAAGAACCGUGAGCGGUUGAGUCGUCACCGCCGCUCGCAAUCCGGACGUUGAUGCAGUGUGUUAGAGGACCCCCGGGUUAAGACAACGGGGCCAGCCUGUGGUCAGUAUACUGUAAUACGUUUUGUUACGAUGCUUUGUCGAGGUCUGUGCACUGUAUGAUGCGGCGGUGAAAUGUUUGUCGAUGUCGGGAUUCCUGUUUCUGGCCCAAGUAGGACUAUGAUGCACUGCUAGCAGGUUCUAAGUUAUUGUCCGUCUUGGGAUCGUGUUUUAGCAGUGUUGUCUCAUAUUCAUGCGGUAUGAAAGCAAUUGCGGAGAAUCUUAGUUUUGUGUACCCCUUCCAUUGGAGAUUUGGUCCUUGCCGGUUAGAGUACCGGACUUUUGCCGGUCGCAAUUCCGCAGCUGUAGGCAGCACCGUUCCGCCGGCAAUGGCAGUCUCUGUCCGCCCGCACCAGCCGCAAUGUGUUCUCAUUUGUACCCGAAGAUCUGUCAUUCCAUGACAGUAUCUAGGUCUGACAUGUCAUCUCGUUUCUCUGUCCGUCAUAUCUCUGAGUGAUCUAUCAUGUGAUCUCGUCCUAUCGGACAUAUCUGUGGUCGACUGUGUGUCUGUUUCAACUCCGUCACACUAGUGGCAGCUUGUCUCGACUUGUGAACUCGCGGCCACUGAUACGGUCCCUCUGCGAUAUUCCCUCCUAUGUGCCCCUAUGGCUGUGCUUGAGCCGUCUUGCCCUUGUCAUUUUGUAGAGCCGAAACGACAAUUCCAGUCGCUCUUGUUUUAUUCCACUUACCUUAGAUGACGUUUUGAGAUUCCCUGUUGUAUAGCAAUAGGAUGCAGAGAUUUGUGGCUUUUGCAUGGUUAUUUAUUGCUGCCUGACGAUUUUGUCUCACUCACGGUCACGGCUUGUGAUUGAGUUGUCAGGUCGUCCACUCCCAGUCUGAUCAUGUUGACAGUGACGCCGCUGGAGUGACGUCACGUCACGCGGCAGUGGAUUAGCUGCACGUCACACUCGAUAUCACCCGCGCGCGCCUCACAUUCACCUCACGUCACACGCGCGUUACACACGUCAUCCUCAUAGUGCACGUCCCGCGCACCCCGCGCCGCGCACCGACCGCGACGCGAAUCGGGAGAGAGAAUUGUUAUUGCUGAGCAAAUACACGAAAACACACGACU
Molecule: messenger RNA, 6202 nt
Organism: Amphibalanus amphitrite
Lineage: Eukaryota; Metazoa; Arthropoda; Thecostraca; Balanomorpha; Balanidae
Product: afadin-like
Exons: 28
Coding region: 283-4833 (1516 amino acids)
Biological process (GO): regulation of protein localization; signal transduction
Cellular component (GO): adherens junction
Molecular function (GO): cell adhesion molecule binding
Source: RefSeq, a predicted model, not a curated record